Messenger RNA from Chrysochloris asiatica (Cape golden mole), 2940 nucleotides. RefSeq names its product colony stimulating factor 1 receptor (gene CSF1R). Lineage: Eukaryota; Metazoa; Chordata; Mammalia; Afrosoricida; Chrysochloridae. The transcript is spliced from 22 exons. The record is from RefSeq and is a predicted model, not a curated record. Gene Ontology annotation, biological process: positive regulation of kinase activity; cell surface receptor protein tyrosine kinase signaling pathway; multicellular organism development. Gene Ontology annotation, molecular function: cytokine binding; macrophage colony-stimulating factor receptor activity; ATP binding. The coding region runs from base 1 to 2940 and encodes 979 amino acids. Gene Ontology annotation, cellular component: CSF1-CSF1R complex; signaling receptor complex.
AUGGGCCCAUGGGCUCAGCUGGUCCUGCUUGUGGCCACAGCUUGGCAUGGUCAGGGGAUCCCGGUUAUAGACCCCCUGGGUCCUGAGCUGGUUGUGGAGCCAGGCACAAAGGUAACCCUUCGAUGUGUGGGCAACGGCAGUGUGGAGUGGGUCAAGCCCACCUCUCCCGGCUGGAUCAUGGACUCUGAGGCCUCCAGCAGCAUUCUGACCAUCAUGAACGCCACCUUCCUAAACACCGAGACCUACCACUGCACUGAGCCUGGAAACCCCCUAGGGGGCAAUGCCACCAUUCACCUCUUUGUUAAAGACCCUUUGCGUCCCUGGAAAAUCCUGGCAGAGGAGGUGACGGUGUUUGAGGGUCAAGAUGCGCUGCUGCCCUGCCUGCUCACCAACCCAGCGCUGGAGGGUAAUGUCUCGCUGGUGCGAAGCCGGAACCGGCCCAUGUGGUCCAAGACCAAGUACUCCUUCUCAAGCUGGAGCGGCUUUACAAUCCACAAGGUCAGGUACAUUGAAAGCAGGACCUACCAGUGCAGGGCCCUGGUGGGCAACAGGAUCCAGCAGUCCAUUGGCAUCCAGCUCACGGUGCAGAGAGUAGGGCCCGGGCCCCCGGACUUGAUGCUGGAGACUGCUGAGCUGGUGCACAUUCGAGGGGAGGCUGCCAAGAUCGUGUGCUCAGCCAGAAGUUUGGAUCCUGCCUUUGAAGUCUUCCUCCAGCACAGAGACACUAAGCUGACAAAUUUUCAAACAACUGACUUAGAUAGUAAUUAUUAUAAAAAAGUUCUGACCCACAUCAUCGAUCAUGUAGACUUCCAAGAUGCCGGCAACUAUUCCUGUGUGACCACCAGUGCCCAGGGCAUCCGCUCCACCUCCAUGGUCCUCCGGGUGGUAGAGAGUGCCUACUUGAACUUAACCUCUGAGCAGAACCUCCUUCAGGAGGUGAGCUUGGGUGAGAAGCUCAAGCUCAAAGUCAAGGUGGAGGCUUACCCGGCUCCGAAAGACUUUAACUGGACCUACCUGGGACCCUUCUCUAGCCACCAACCCGAGUUUGAUUUUGUCAUCAUCAAUGACACAUACAGGUACACUUCCAUUCUAUCCCUGCCCCGCCUGAAACCCUAUGAGGCCGGCCGCUAUGCUUUUCUGGCCAGAAACGAGGAAGGCUGGAAAAAUCUGACCUUCGAACUUACCCUUCUAUACCCCCCAGAGGCAAGGGUCAUGUGGACCUCCAUCAAUGGCUCUGGUGCCCUGGUCUGUUAUGCCACGGGGUACCCACAGCCCAAUGUGACUUGGCUACAGUGCCAGGACCAAACUGACAGAUGUAAUAAGGUCCAGAAGCUGGUCUUGGAGGACACACACCCUGAAGUUCUAAGACAGGAGCCCUUCGACAAGGUGACCAUCCGGAGCCUGCUGAUGGUUGGAGUCCUAGAACACAACACCACCUAUGAGUGCAGGGCCCACAGCUGGGUGGGGAACGACUCCCACUUCUGGCCCUUCUCUGUCCGUGCCAGUAAGCAACUCCUUGAGGAGCCCCUCUUCACACCGGUGCUGGUUGCCUGCAUGUCCAGCAUGGCCUUACUGCUCCUGCUGCUUUUACUCCUCCUGUACAAGUACAAGCAGAAGCCCAAGUACCAAGUACGCUGGAAGAUCAUUGAGAGAUAUGAGGGCAACAGUUAUACCUUCAUUGAUCCCACCCAGCUGCCGUACAGUGAGAAGUGGGAGUUUCCCCGAAACAACCUGCAGUUUGGUAAAACCCUUGGAGCUGGCGCCUUUGGGAAGGUGGUAGAGGCCACAGCCUUUGGUCUGGGCAAGGAAGAUGCUGUCUUGAAAGUGGCUGUGAAGAUGCUGAAAUCCACGGCUCAUGCUGACGAGAAGGAGGCCCUCAUGUCAGAACUGAAGAUCAUGAGCCACUUGGGCCAGCACGAGAACAUAGUCAACCUUCUGGGAGCCUGCACGCAUGGAGGCCCUGUCCUGGUCAUCACUGAAUACUGUUGCUAUGGCGACCUACUCAACUUCCUUCGCCGGAAGGCUGAGGCUAUGCUGGGACUCAACUCAAGUGCAGGCCAGGGCCCUGAUGGGAUCGCCACUGGCUACAAGAACAUCCACCUGGAGAAGAAAUACUUACGUAGGGACAGCGGCUUCUCCAGUCAGGGUUUGGACACCUACGUGGAGAUGAGACCUGUUUCCACUUCAUCAUCAAAUGACUCCUUCUCUGAGCAUGACCUGGACAAAGAGGAUGCACGGCCCCUGGAGCUCAGAGACCUGCUCCACUUCUCCAGCCAAGUGGCCCAAGGCAUGGCCUUCCUCGCUUCCAAGAAUUGCAUCCACCGAGAUGUGGCAGCCCGAAAUGUGCUAUUGACCAGUGGGCAUGUGGCCAAGAUCGGGGACUUUGGGCUGGCUAGGGACAUCAUGAAUGAUUCCAACUACAUUGUCAAGGGCAACGCACGCCUGCCAGUGAAGUGGAUGGCUCCGGAGAGCAUCUUCGACUGUGUCUACACGGUUCAGAGCGACGUCUGGUCCUAUGGCAUCCUCCUCUGGGAGAUCUUUUCACUUGGGCUGAACCCCUACCCUGGCAUCCUGGUGAACAGCAUGUUCUAUAAACUGGUGAAAGAUGGCUACCAAAUGGACCAGCCUGCAUUUGCCCCAAAGAACAUAUACAGCAUCAUGCAGGCCUGCUGGGACCUGGAGCCCACCUGCAGACCCACUUUCCAGCAGAUCUGCUUCCUCCUCCAGGAGCAGGCUAAAGCGGACAUGAAAGAACGGGACUACACCAACCUGCCCAGCAGCAGUGAUGGUGGCGGCGGCGAUGGUGGUGGCAGUAGCAGCAGCGGCAGCAGCAGCAGCAGCGAACCAGAGGAGGAGAGCUCAAGUGAGCACCUGGCCUGCUGCGAGCAAGGGGAGAGCUCCCAACCGCUGCUGCAGCCCAACAACUACCAGUUCUGCUAA